Microthlaspi erraticum is the source of this 1785-nucleotide messenger RNA. Lineage: Eukaryota; Viridiplantae; Streptophyta; Magnoliopsida; Brassicales; Brassicaceae. The record is from the annotation of a GenBank genome assembly.
AUGAUCCAAAAGCUGGAAGCGAAAGGAAUCAUGCUAGAUGAUAUUUGGUUGUGGGAUGAUGGAUCCGACCAUGAUGGUGUAACAAAGAUAUACGUACAAGGCGGCCCUGAAGGCAUACAUUUCUUUUAUUUCGACUAUGUGAAAAGUGGAAAACGGAAAGAAGGAUCAAUCCAUGGCUACUUGGACUGUGGUUACACACAAACGUUUGAGAUUAACCAUCUGCUGAAUGAACAUCUUGAAUCCGUUGAUGCUUACUAUGACGAAAAGUCUUUUGCUAUGCAAGCACUUCAGUUCAAAACCAAUUUCAGGACCUCUGAAAUGAUGGGGUAUGUUUUUAACUGCACUAAGUUCACCCUAGCAGUUGAAGGAAAGAAGAUCAUUGGGUUUCAUGGAUCUGGUGAGAGACGGAGACAGAUCUUCUCUCUUGGAGCUUACUUCACUUCGACUACUCCUAAUAGAUUGGAAGCGAGAGGUGGCAUGGGAGGCAAGAAGUGGGAUGAUGGAUCUGACAAUGAAAAUGUAUCAAAGAUUGAAGUACUAGGUGGUGUUGAAGGCAUAAAGUACAUCAAAUUUGACUACGUCAAGAGUGGACAACUAAAAUGUGGAUUAAUCCAUGGUGUCUCUGGUGAUGGUUUCACACAGACGUUUGAGAUUAACUAUCUAAACGAGGAAUAUCUAGUAUACGUCGAAGGUUACUAUGAUGAUGCAACCGAAGUCAUUCAAGGGAUUCAGUUCAAAACAAACAUCAAUAGAUCUGUUAUGAUGGGAUAUAAAAAGGGCAGGAAGUUCUCACUUGCAAACAAGGGAAAUAAGAUAAUUGGGUUUCAUGGAUAUGCGGAGGAAAGCCUAAACUCUCUUGGAGCAUAUUUCACUACAGCCACUCCUAAUAAAUUGGAAUGCCAAGCUGAUCAUUUUGAUACUGAUUAUUUUUGGGAUGAUGGUUGUAUUUACGACGGCAUAAGGAAGGUGUACGUUGAUGUUGGUAAUUAUGAUAUAGCUUGUAUUAGGUGUGAGUACGAUAAUGGCGGAAAAGUGGAAAACACUCAGUACCGGUGCGUUGUUGAAAAUGAAAAAGAGUUUGUGCUUGACUAUCCAAACGAAUUUAUCACGUCAGUAGAGGGGACUUUCAAAGAAGUGACAGAUCACAGAGAUCCCACGUGGAUUAAGUCACUGGUGUUCAAAACAUCAAAAGGGAGAACCUCUCCAACAUUUGGAGAAGUAUCUACUGGUGGAAAGUUUGUGCUGGAGAAGAAAGGUAGUGCUCUUGUUGGGUUCUAUGGAUGGUAUUGCGGUUUUACUCUUAGUGCCCUUGGAGCCUAUUAUCGCCCGUUUCCUCCUACUCCUGAUUCGGAGAAACUAGAAGCACAAGGUGGUGAUGGAGGAGAUUCUUGGGAUGAUGGUGCUACUUUCAACGGUGUUAGAAACAUAUACAUUGGAGUAACCGAAAAUGGUGUAUGUUUUGUCAAGUUUAUGUACCUCAAAAGUAGUCGCAUGGUCUUCGGAGAUGAUCAUGGGAACAAGAACUUGCUAGCUGAAGUCAAGGAGUUUAAGUUGGAAUAUCCGUUUGAAUAUGUCACAUCAGUGGAGGGUAAUUAUGAUGAUGAAUCUGGAGUUAUAUCCAUGCUCAGGUUCAAGACCAACAAGCAGAUGUCUCCAGACUUUGGAGUCACUACAACAUCAAACUUUGUACUUCAGAAGGAUGAUCACAAGAUCGUUGGAUUCCAUGGAAAGUCCGGUAACAUGCUUCAUCAAAUUGGGGUCCAUGUUCUACCCAACGACUUUUAG